This is a messenger RNA of Truncatella angustata, 2061 nucleotides long. RefSeq lists its product as uncharacterized. The coding region runs from base 278 to 1762 and encodes 494 amino acids. NCBI's taxonomy places the organism in Eukaryota, Fungi, Ascomycota, Sordariomycetes, Amphisphaeriales, Sporocadaceae. The record is from RefSeq and is a predicted model, not a curated record. The transcript is spliced from 3 exons.
UCCUGUCGAAUUGGAAUGACUGCUAUCACCAAAAUCAGUGCGUCGUCGUGAAAAAUGCUUUUGUCGUGAUAUUAUUCCUUGGUAAGUUGCAUCAGAAGACGGUAGAUUCGGCCCCACACAGUGCUGCGGCGUUCACUCAGCCCGGUCGCUGGUUUCGAGCUUGUGUUGCUGCAAAUUUCGAACUGACGUCCGUGAUCUCUGCAUUUAAACCGCCACAUGUAUUUAAAUUAAUCAUUUCAGCGAAUCCCGACAUUUAAAAUCUUUGAUCCUUUGAGUUAUGCGGUUUCAUCAUCUGGGGCCUCUGAGGUCCAUUCGCCGCUACAGUCGGGUUGCUGACAGUCAAGCCAAACGAUGGGAGUACUUUAGUUUGGUGAUCAAAGGCAAUAAGGGCUAUCAGGCUUUGGUCAUUGACAAGCUGCGUGAAUACGUCAAGACGCGACAGGAGACACAGCAAUGGGCAGCUGAUCCGAAAGCAUCAAAUAGCUCUCUGGUUCUGUUAGCUUCGCGUGAUAUUGCAUCGUGGCUCGAAGACAAGCAAUUCAUGUCAGACUUCCUGGGAACCCUUCAGAUAUCGAGGAGGGCCGAGGGGACGGCCACAAUUGAUGUCUUGUCGGGCGUGACGGAGGGCCUAAACUCUCACAGACUCAUGGGACAACCACGGUCAGGGCUAUCAGUUCUGUACGGGACACAGAACAUGCUGCCCCGUCUGUGGGAUCAGACGGACACGGAAACACGCAUCGACCCGGAUCGGGCGGCGUCUGUGUCACUCUCCACAGCCAUCGCCGGGAAGCCUUUCAACUCCAGCAUCACAAUUCCACUCGCGAACACACUAUUCCAGAACGGACGGCGCUCUACACUGUUCGCAACCCGAUAUGAGACAGACUCGUCUGGCCGUAUCGAGCCUAUAUUAACGCAGGACAAAAGCCACCAGGAUAUUGAGUUCGUGACCGAGUUAGGCCCAAUGUUCAAGCCUCAGUUGCCGCUGCUACCCCUUACGCCUCCAAGGAAGAUUGUUGCAGGGUUAGGAAACAUUGUACGACAAAUUGAGAUUGACGGUGUGCCCUCGCCGGCGUCGAAGGAGUUGGAAGUACUCAUUCCUCAACUUCUCGAGAAGCGAACCUCUCAAAGCGCCGUGGGCAUAUGGGCCGUUGUGAUUCCAGCGCAUGUGAUGGAAGCGGGGGCAUUUGCUAAACUGCGACCCUUCAACGAGCAUGUGAAUGACGGGAGGAUGAAGGAACGACAGCUGGUGGAGAAAAACAGUCGGAUAUUCUGGGGCUUCAAUCAUUAUGGUUUCCGCAUCCACAAGAUAUUAAGCGGAGGCGGUGGAUGGGGGGCCAAAGCCGGGCUACUCUCGUUGGACCCAGACACGAGCUACACCAGACCAGACCAGGAAAACAUCGACGACUUCAUCAAGGCGUUCGAAGCCAGGAACAGCGAGGACUCGUCACAAGGGAUUGUAGCACCAGGAUCAUACAUAUUGUUCUGCGCGCAGCCAGACCUGCCUCGGAAUGCGAACCAGGGCGCGCCUACCAAUCGCGGGUGGUACUUUGGUGUCUCUGAGAAGAAGGAGCUGGAGGCCCCGCAACCGGAGAAGGAAGUUGAGAACGAUGCCUGGGUGGUCCCUCGGCUGUUCUCUGCCAUGUCGUCGGAAGGCCUUUACCUGAAGCUGGACUCUCCGGGGCACGAGGGGGCGAUCAAGGAAUAUCCCUUUACGACGAAGAUCGAUGUGCCUCACGCAUAUCUCAGACAUGCGGGUUUCUAGGACCGAGACCCAGAGCAAGGAAGAAAAGUUCUGUGUAAACUUGUGUAUUUAUAGUAGAGCUGUGUAAAAGCUGAUUUGGGCGUGGAAACUGUACAUGGUAUGAAAUAAAAAGUAAAAAGUAAAAAGGUACUGGUGUGCUGCAGGUUGGUACAAGACCAAGGAAAUGAAAAAGGACGUCAUGGCUUGCACUUAUUCAAAUGAUGCCUCGACAGUGUGGAGGGAGCGGCUCUACACGAACAUAGUGUGCAGCUAAUGUAGGUUGCCUUUCUUGAUGGUGGUGUUCUUGGGCUGCGUACAGA